This is a messenger RNA of Diaporthe amygdali, 2391 nucleotides long. Its product is annotated as glycoside hydrolase family 94 protein. The record is from RefSeq and is a predicted model, not a curated record. NCBI's taxonomy places the organism in Eukaryota, Fungi, Ascomycota, Sordariomycetes, Diaporthales, Diaporthaceae. The coding region runs from base 1 to 2391 and encodes 796 amino acids. Gene Ontology annotation, biological process: cellulose catabolic process. The transcript has a single exon. Gene Ontology annotation, molecular function: carbohydrate binding; hexosyltransferase activity.
AUGGCAUCGAGAGAAACCACCCUCUUGAGCCCGACGCCGGAUGGCGAGCGCUAUGAACUCACCAGCCCAACGGCACUGCCCAAGGCUGGUGGUUUUCUUUGGAAUCAGAGGAUGAUGAUACACUUCACCUGCCGAGGAUAUGCAACCGCGCAGUUCAUGCAGCCCGAGCCAGCCAAGUACUCGCACGCGCCAAACAUCGAGGCGAGGACCUUCAUGCAGCCCGAGCAGAACUACUACACGCACCACCCAGGCCGCUUCGUGUAUGUCAAAGACGAGGAGACUGGCAAGGUAUUCUCAGCGCCUCAUGAGCCUGUCCGCGCAGAGCCGGAGCGGUUUGUAUUUUCUGCUGGGAAAAGUGAUGUGUCCUGGACGACACAGGGGCUUGACGGCAUCCAGGUGGAAAUGACAUUGGCUUUGCCUACGCACGAUGUCGCGGAGUUGUGGACGCUCAAGGUCGCAAAUAAAUCCAGUCGGAGACGUAAAAUCAGCAUUUAUCCGUAUUUCACGAUCGGAUACAUGUCAUGGAUGAAUCAAGGGGCAGAGUAUCGAUCUGACCUUGGAGGGAUCGUCGGAAGCAGCAUCACCCCAUAUCAAAAAGCAGAGGACUACGCCAAGAAUAAGUUCUUGAAAGAUAAGACUUACUUCCUAUGCGAAACACCACCAACCGCUUGGGAGGUCAAUCAGAACUCAUUCGAAGGAGAAGGUGGUCUUCAUGCUCCAUCAGCGGUGCUGGAAGGUGCUGAGCUGAACAAAGGAGAUGCACGCUACGAAACGCCAGCCGCAGCUGUCCAGUACCGUAUCGAACUCGAACCAGCCGAGGAGAGGACCUACCGAUUUAUAUUCGGCCCGGCUUUGGAUCAUGCCGAGAUCGAAUCUAUGAGGAAGAAGUACCUCAGCGCAGACGCAUUUUCCAAAUCAGCAAAGGACUACGCGGCUUACAUCCACUCCGGAAAAGGUCGCCUCCAAAUACAGACACCAGAUCCAGCCCUGGACAAUUUUGUCAACAACUGGCUGCCCCGCCAAGUAUUUUAUCAUGGCGACGUGAACCGCCUGACCACUGACCCGCAGACACGCAACUACCUCCAGGACAACAUGGGGAUGAGCUACAUCAACCCGGCUGUUGCUCGCAAGGCUAUCAUCACGGCCCUGUCGCAGCAGGAGGAAACGGGUGCCAUGCCUGAUGGCAUUCUGUUAUCAUCUGACGCGGAGCUCAAGUACAUCAACCAGGUUCCGCAUACUGACCAUUGCGUGUGGCUUCCCAUCGCGUUGGAUGUGUAUCUCUCCGAGACUGGCGAGUACGAGUUGCUCAAAGAGAGCGUCCCGGGAUCCCACGGUGACACCUUCACUGUCUCUGACCGCCUGUGCCGGGCAAUGGACUGGCUUCUCUCUUCCAAGGCCAGAGAUAAGUACGGUCUGAGUUAUAUCGCCCAGGGAGACUGGUGCGACCCCAUGAAUAUGGUAGGAUGGAAGGGCAAAGGCGUUUCGGGCUGGCUGACUGUAGCCACCGGAUACGCACUGAAGCUGUGGGCGGAGACGUGUGCCCAGGCUAAGCGGCCAGAUCUGGCAGAGAAAUACCUCGCCGGCGCAAAGGACGUGAACGAAGCCGCGGCCAAGCAUCUUUGGGAGGGCGAUUGGUUCCUACGCGGCAUCACCGAUGACGAUAGGGUGUUCGGCGUGAAGGGCGAUGCGGAGGGUCGGAUUUGGCUGAAUCCCCAGGCGUGGUCCAUCCUCAGCGGCGCAGCGGACGCGGAAAAGAUGGCCAAGAUGCUGCCGCACGUGGAUGAAAUGCUGGGCACCCCAUACGGGGUGCUCAUGUUCUGGCCGCCCUUCAGUAAGAUGCAGGAGGACAUCGGGCGCGUGACGCAGAAGUUCCCCGGCCAGGGCGAGAACGGGUCCGUGUACAACCACGCGGCCGUCUUCUACAUCCACGCGCUCUACAGCAUCGGCGAGGCGGACCGCGCCUACAAGCUCCUGCGCCAAAUGCUCCCCGGGCCAAGCGAGGAGGACUAUGUGCGGAGAGGGCAGCUUCCGGUGUAUAUCCCCAACUACUACCGAGGCGGGUGGAAGGAGUACCCCGACCGUGCCGGCCGGUCCAGCCAAUUGUUCAACACUGGCACCGUGUCGUGGGCGUAUCGCUGCUUCAUUGAAGGCCUGUGUGGGCUCCGAGGCGAUCGUGAUGGACUGAGGAUACACCCGCAGCUGCCCUCCGACUGGGACGGCAUUACGGUGAAGCGGCUGUUCCGCGAGGCCGAGUUCAACGUGGACAUCCGCCGUGGGGAUGUCGAGAAGGUGCAGGUAGUCCUUGACGGAAAGACACUGCCAGAGGCGCACAUCACAGGCGUGGAAUCUGGCAGGACCUACCAGGUUUCCGUGCUUGUGCCUUCGAAAUGA